GACGAUCAAUGCUAAAAUAUUUAAAAAUUUUAAGUAAAAAUAAAAAAAGCAUGAAAGUACACAUGAAAUGAAGACAUAUUAGUUAACUGAAGAUCAAAACAGAUUAGUGUUCAACAUGAGUCUUGUGUCCAAAGUUUCUUUCAAGGGCACAUUCUUGGGUCUUAGACCUUGCUGAAUCUUUUAGUGUUCAUCUGCGUGUGGCCGCUGUUGCCCCCAUCUGAGACUGGCGCGAGGGGAAUCAUGCCACCCUUGCCCCCUAGAUCUAUAUCCUUUAUCUACGCCUAAGACAUGGAAUAGCCAUUAUUGUAUUUGCAUUACCACAAGAUGCCAUGUAACGAAACUGGAUUAAUGAGCUGACAAAAAUCAUUCAAAAAUUGAAAAAAAAAAGACCAAUAACAUCUUGCUUAUAUAGGUACUGAGAAGCUGCUCUUUCAAUGGAUGUCUUAAAACAAGACUUUACUACUGAGCUAAAAAAUAUCAUAAAAGUUGAGAAGAUAAAAUGGUCUUCACAUUCAGAGAUGACAGAAAACAGUUUCAUGUCUCAAACUUCUAAAUUAAUUUUAGUGGAACAGACGCAGAAUGGAAAUCAAGAAAUGCUUUUAAAGCAAGAUAUUUUUGCUAAAAACACUCCUAACAAAGAUGUACAAGCAAAAAACUUUCAAUCUGAAGAACAAAAUGAAUCCAUUGAAAAUAAAACUUACCGGUAUCAGAUGGUUUGUGCAGAGAAACAAUCUUCUUUAUCAAUCUCCAAGAACCAUGAAACUUUUACGUGUGACUUGUGUCAAAAACAAAUUUUUACUAAAUAUUCUUUAAAAGUUCACCUCGAACUUCAUUGUGGAGUAAAACUAAAAACGGUUAAGUGUGACUUAUGCCAAAAACUAAUAUCUAGAAAAUAUUUAAAAUCUCAUCUAGCUCUUCAUUGUGGAAUAAAACAACAGACAUUUAAAUGUGACUUGUGUCAAAAACAUUUAUCUACAAUAGACUAUUUAAAAACUCAUCUAGCACGUCAUUGUGCAAUAAAACUAAAAACAUUUAAGUGUGACUUAUGUCAAAAACAAAUAUCUUAUAAAUAUCUUUUAAAAACUCAUCUAGCACUUCAUUGUGGAAUAAAACAAUUCAAAUGUCAGAUUUGCCAGAAAGAAUUCAUGUAUUCCUCAACAUUAAAACAGCAUUUGAAGUUUCAUUCUGUUAAAAAAACAUUUAAGUGUGAGAUUUGUCAAAAAGAAUUCAUUCAUUUGGUUAGUUUAAAAAGGCAUGAGAUAACUCAUUCUGGUAAAAAGCAAUUUAAAUGUCAAAUUUGUUUCAAAGAAUUCCAUUGGUCCUCAAGCUUAAAGACCCAUGAGAUAACUCAUUCUGCUAAAAAGCCAUUUCAGUGUCACAUUUGUCUUAAGGAAUACACUCGUCGUUCUACAUUAAAAAGUCAUGAGAUAAUUCAUUCUGGUAUUAAGCGAUUCGCAUGUCAAAUUUGUAAAAAAGAAUUUGCUCUCGCCUCAAGUUUAAAAUCCCAUGAGAGAACUCAUUCUGGUAAAAAGUCAUUUCAAUGUAUAAUUUGUCAAAGAAAAUUUGCUCAUUCUUCCUCUUUAAAAAUGCAUGAAAGGAUUCAUUCAGGUAAAAAGUCAUUUAAAUGUCAUAUUUGUCAAAAAGAAUUCACUCUUUCCUCAAGUUUAAAACGUCAUGAGAUAGUUCAUUCUGGUAAAAAAUCAUUUCAAUGUAAAAUUUGUCAAAAAAAUUUUUCUUGGUUCUCAGGCCUACAAAGGCAUGAGAAGAUUCAUUCUGGUGAAAAGCCAUUUCAAUGUAAAAUUUGUCAAAAAGAAUUCAUUCGUUUUGGUAGUUUAAAAGAGCAUGAAAUGAUUCAUUCUGGUGAAAAACUAUUUGAAUGUCAAAUUUGUCAAAGAAAAUUCACUCUACGCUCAACUUUAAGACAGCAUGAGAGGAUUCACUCUGGUAAAAAGCCAUUUCAAUGUCAAAUUUGUCCACAGAAUUUUGUACGGCUCUCUCAAUUAAAAUCGCACAGCAUGACUCAUGCUGGUAAAAAGCUAUCUAAAUGUCAAAUUUGCCAAAAAGCAUUUAGAACUAAGUCAUAUUUAAAAAAGCAUGAGAUGAUUCAUUCUGGUGAAAAGCCAUUCCAAUGUCAAAUUUGUCAAAAAAGGUUUACAGAUUCCUUAUUUUUAAAACAGCAUGAGAGAGUUCAUUCUGGUAUAAAGCCAUUUAAAUGUCAAAUUUGUCAAAAAGCAUUCAAUCGUUCCUCAACCUUAAAACAGCAUGAGAGAAAUCAUUCAGGCUAUAAGCCAUUUAAAUGUGAAAUUUGUCAAAAACGUUUCACAAAUUUCUCAUAUUUAAAACAGCAUAAGACGAUUCAUUCUGGUGAAAUGCCAUUUAAAUGUCUAAUUUGCUCUAAAAAAUUUGCUCUGCUCUUAUAUUUAAAAAGGCAUAUUAUGAAUCAUUCUGGUAAAAGGAUAUUUAAAUGUCAAAUUUGUCAAAAAGGAUUCAUACAUUCCUCAUACUUAAAAAGGCAUGAACAAACUCAUUCUGGCAAAAAGCCAUUUAAAUGUGAAGUUUGUCAAAAAGGAUUCACAUAUUCCUCAUGUUUAAAACAGCAUAAGAUUGUUCACACUGGUGAAAAGCCAUUUAAAUGUCAAAUUUGCCAAAGAAAAUUUGCUCGCAUAUGUCACUUAAAAAGGCAUAAGAUUGUUCACACUGGUAAAAAGUCAUUUAAAUGUCAAAUUUGUCAAAGAGGAUUCACUUGUUCCUCAUAUUUAAAACAGCAUGAGAGGAUUCACUCUGGUAAAAAGUCAUAUAAAUGUCAAAUUUGUUUUAAAAAAUUUUCUUGGCUCAAUCAGUUAAAUAGGCAUAAGAUGAAUCAUUCUGGUUCUGGUAAAGAAAUUAUUUCAGCUUAGAAUGUGUUGAAAAUGAAAUCAAAAGACAAUUGACUAGAGAUUAAUUAAAUAUUUAGUUUUUAAAUGUCAUGCCUGUUAAUUAAGUCUUAUCUGCUAUAAAGAAUUAAUGUAAUCGCUACCAUAAAAUUCACUCAGUCCUUACCUAACUGUUUGAGAUACCAGGUAUGGUAAUUCUUUCUGGUCUAAAACCUUUAAAUGUCAAAAUGUAAAUGUUAUGAGAUGAUUUAUUUUUACGAAGCUCAUAUUGACGCUUUCUGUUUGGUAAAAUGGUUUUACACGUUACUUCUCCGACACCCAAUCUGGGAUCAAGAUGAAAAUUUGCAAAACCGUUUCUUUUACCAGAAAAAACAAACAAGCAUCAAUAAUAAACAAAAAGGGUAACCAAUUUGUUAAUUAACUAUUAGUAAUUAAUUAUUUUGCUUGGUAUCUUGAACAAGAGGAAGAAAUUGUACUUAAAUGAAGUAAUGGUAUAAGCUUAAUUAGUUCCCUUGAUAGGUCGCCGCUUUAAAGUAAGUUUGAAACAAACAAUAGAAAACUAUGUAAUUUCUAUUUUCAUAAGCAAUUCACUAACUGAGCGGUUAGUUUGUCGGCUUGUGUAUUAAUGUUGUAAUUGUGAAACGUUUGUACAUUCUAGAAAUUCUUUAAUUAGAAUAGAAAUGAUUUUUUUUAAACAACCACUUUUAUUAGAUUUUUUACUACGUUGUAUUAAUGCUGAAACAUUGAGUUUGAUUUUCUUGUUCAUUGCAAACCAAAUAUUGUACAGGUUAAAUAAAGUAAUUUUACGCAGAGCA
This is a messenger RNA of Biomphalaria glabrata, 3688 nucleotides long. RefSeq names its product zinc finger protein 99-like. The record is from RefSeq and is a predicted model, not a curated record. Lineage: Eukaryota; Metazoa; Mollusca; Gastropoda; Planorbidae. The coding region runs from base 435 to 2897 and encodes 820 amino acids. The transcript has 5 exons.